ACGUUCUAAUUCAAGAUCUAAUUCAAAAAGGUUAUACAUGUGCUAUCAAACAGCAUUAGUCUGAAAUGUCAUUGGUAGGAUUACCCUCAGAACUUUGAAUUUAGUAUUUGUACAAAUGAGUAUACAAUUUUACUUUAUUUAUAAAAUAAUAUUUAAACGUAUUUGAAUAUGUAUUAUACAUCAUAUAUAAAAGUAAUUGUAAAUAAUAAAAACAAAGAUAUGUCACUUUUAGUUUUUAACAAUAAAAUAUAUAUUAUACUUUUUUGUAUAAUAUUUAUAUUUACAGGAUAGCCAAUUGAAAUCUCAGUUAAAGCAAAUUGUCUUUAUGACAAAUGUAUAUUAACUUUUUUAUGAUAAUUGUCAUCAUUAAUAAUAAACAUUUCUCGCUGUUUUUUUUUAUUUUUUUUAUCGCAAAAUGUAUAAUGCAAGUAUAUAUAAAUUAUACAAGUAUCUUUAAAAAUAUUUAAACUCUAAAUUCAUUUUUUAAAAAAUAAUAUAUCUAAUUCACAUUUAUUUUACGUGUAAAAAUAUCAAUAGAAUUCAACUAGAGAUACAAAAAUUUGCAAUGUUUCCUAGGGAAUUUUCUACAGUUUCUUAUUUAGUUGUCGGUCAGUAUUGCAGGCCAUAACAAUCGAUUUACUCUGCAAAUUUCAGCUAUUCGAAACUUCGCGAAGAAGGAACCAGUUACCAGUGGUACCUUCUCGAAAGAACGUCUUUCUCAAAAGCACUAGCUUAUAUCGGAGAAUUGCCGGCAUACAUGUGAGUGCGCGAGUUAACAUCGAACUUUUCAUUAACUUAUUAUUAAUAAUUAUUAUAUUGGUGUAUUUAAUAUUGUUGUUUAUAUACAGUAAAACGAGGAAGCUUGUUUUUUGAGAACCUGGUAGUUUCACCUCCAACGGGAGCAUGAUCGUCGUGAGCAACAGGUUGCCGUUCGUGCUAAAGAGGAAUGAAAUAACCGGUCAACUGGAACGCAAGGCCAGUGCUGGAGGACUUGUGACAGCGGUAGCACCGGUUGUCAUAAGCGGAAAUGGAGUCUGGGUCGGAUGGCCCGGUAUGCACAUGGAGAACCGAGAUGAACCAAUUCCUGAAUCUGAUCCUAACGAUCGUACACCAACAGCUGGUCUUUUGUCUCGAAAGGUUGUAGCAGUACAUGUUGAACCAAACAUUUUCGAUUCGUACUACAAUGGAUGUUGCAAUGGAACUUUUUGGCCAUUGUUCCACUCUAUGCCUGAUCGAGCGACCUUCAUUGCGGAACAUUGGCGAGCGUAUUCCGCGGUAAAUGAAGAAUUCGCAGCAAAAACGGUUCGUGCUUUAGAAGAAAUCCAUAAAGAGCAAAAGAAUCAACCAAAUGGUACACCACUGGUGUGGGUGCAUGAUUAUCAUCUAAUGUUGGCUGCGAAUUGGAUUAGACAAGCAGCUGAUGAGAAGCAACUUAAGUGUAAAUUAGGUUUCUUCCUUCACAUCCCUUUUCCACCAUGGGACAUAUUCAGAUUAUUUCCAUGGGCUGAUGAAAUCCUUCAGGGAAUGCUUGGUUGCGACAUGGUCGGUUUUCAUAUUCAGGAUUAUUGUCUGAAUUUCGUCGACUGCUGUCAGAGAAGUCUCGGUUGCAGAGUCGAUCGUAAGAACUUAUUGGUGGAGCAUGGUGGAAGAACUGUACGAGUGAGACCGCUUCCAAUUGGUAUUCCAUUCGAUAGAUUUGUCUCGCUGGCCGAGACUGCCAACAAAGUCAUAUCAACUAAUCAGAAAAUUGUAUUGGGCGUUGAUCGUCUCGAUUAUACUAAGGGUCUGGUUAAUAGACUGAAAGCUUUUGAGAUGCUGCUGGAAAAGCAUCCUGAACAUCGAGAACAGGUUACUAUGCUUCAAAUUGCUGUACCAUCGCGAACAGAUGUACGUGAAUAUCAAGAUUUAAAACUUGAAAUGGAUCAGUUGAUUGGUCGCAUAAAUGGUCGAUUUACAACACCCAAUUGGUCUCCUAUUCGUUAUAUUUAUGGUUGUGUGAGUCAGGAUGAGUUGGCGGCAUUCUAUAGGGAUGCUGCUGUUGCUCUCGUUACUCCACUCAGAGAUGGAAUGAAUUUGGUUGCCAAAGAAUUUGUUGCUUGUCAAAUCAAUACACCACCAGGUGUACUGAUUGUUUCUCCAUUUGCUGGAGCUGGAGAAAUGAUGCAUGAAGCUUUGAUUUGUAAUCCAUAUGAAAUAGAUGAAGCUGCAGAAGUUAUUCAUAGAGCUCUUACUAUGCCAGAAGAUGAACGCACAUUAAGAAUGAAUCACUUAAGACGUCGCGAAAGAAUCUACGAUGUUAAUUAUUGGAUGAAAUCUUUCCUGCAAGUAAUGGGAUCACUCGAAGAACAUGAUUCUGUAGGUGCUACGACAAUGCAACCGGUGACUAUGGAUGAUUUCGAUGAUUAUUUGAGCAAUGACAUCCACAUGUCCCCUAGGUAUAUCGGCGAUAAUCAUAAAUUGGCUCUCUUAUUGGAUUAUGAUGGUACGUUGGCUCCUAUUGCAACGCACCCGGAUCUUGCAAUCUUACCACUUGAAACAAAGAAUGUUCUACAAAGGUUGUCCAACAUGUCUGAUGUAUAUAUAGCAAUUAUAUCGGGUAGAAAUGUGAACAACGUAAAAUCAAUGGUUGGCAUAGACGGCAUCACAUAUGCUGGAAAUCAUGGACUGGAAAUUUUACAUCCAGAUGGCAGUAAGUUUGUUCAUCCGAUGCCUGCUGAAUUAGAAGGCAAAGUGGCAAAUUUGAUGCAAGCGUUGCAAGAUCAACUCUGCAGAGACGGUGCUUGGGUAGAAAACAAAGGAGCACUAUUAACGUUUCACUAUCGUGAAACGCCUAUGGAGGGACGUUCUGUGAUGGUUGAACAAGCAAAGAAAAUCAUUGAACAAGCGGGUUUCAAAGCUUGUUCGGCACAUUGUGCUAUCGAGGCGAAACCACCUGUCGAAUGGAACAAGGGCCAUGCUUCCAUUUAUAUUCUACGUACUGCAUUUGGCUUAGAUUGGAGCGAACGUAUUAGGAUUAUUUACGCUGGUGAUGAUGUGACAGAUGAAGAUGCGAUGAAAGCGUUGAAAGGUAUGGCAGCAACUUUCCGUGUAGCGUCGUCACAUAUAAUUCGAACAUCAGCUGAAAGGCGUUUGCCAAGCACGGAUUCUGUGUUGACCAUGCUGAAAUGGGUGGAAAGGCACUUGAGCAGACGUAAACCUCGCAACAGUACUGAAAUUCCUUCUAGAUUCCGUCGUAGCAGCGCUGGCAUUACUAUGGAAAUGUCUUAUACGACAUUAGAAUCCUAGAUGAUGAUGUAACAUUCUACAUUAUCAUAUCGACUGUGUCCUCGACAAGAAUUUUGUAUAUUAUAAACUUAUGAUAUACUUAUAAAGUAAGGACAACUAAACACGAGAGAGAAGAAUAAAAAUAAAAGGACAAAAGGGAAUCUCUAAGUAGUUAAAAUCAAACAAAAAAGCAAAAAAAAAAAAAAAAAAUGUAAAUUGUUUAGCAUAAUCGUGAUGGUAAAACACCAUCAGCUAAUGAACAAAUCAAAUAUCAUGCGAAUACUUUUUCUUUCCAAUGAACUGUAUUCGAGAGCUAUAAUUACAUUCAAAUAUAUAGAAUUAAUUUAAUAGAACAACCGUACAAACAUAUAGAUAUCAGCCAAAAUAAAAGAAAUCUUUUUUGAUGUGAAGCAAAUAAAUCUUUAUAAACUAUUUUUAAUUGAUGUAUCUCUCCGGUAACCAUUUAAAUGGCUUUACCCCAUAAAAUAAAUUAUGAAAAAAUUACGAAAAAAAAAAAACAAAAAAAAAUGAAUGUUAUGUGUGCAGUCGUCAAAUCUCUAUUUCAAUCACGAUGUGUGAAUAUAUACAUGUCCUCCUUUUUUUUGUAAUUUCAUUGUUUAUCGUAUAAUUACAAAAUAUAUUGUACGGUAAUAAUCAGGCUGAAUGUAGUUUUCGGCGAAGCGUGUUUCAUCGAAAACCAUAAUAGGUACUUAGUUAUGUAUAGUUUUUAAGUUCGCGUCGCUCAAAAAACAAUAACAGAAAAUAUCCGAUAUAUAUUGUAAUAUUAUUGAAAUAACUUAACUAAAAGUGAUUUUAUUAACCAAAUAUUGUAUAAUUGCUAUCAAUUUCCGAAACAUGAAAUGAAUAAUUGUAAUGGAAAAAUUUUACAUUGGUACAUUAAAAAAUCAUUACAAAUUAACAUUAAAAAUUAAGAGAAAUCAUUUUAUUCGAAUUUGUAGUCCGCUCAAAAAAGAUCGUAAUCAAUUAAUAUAAUGGAUUUCAGUUUUGCAUUCGUAGAAUUUAAAUUAAUUUGUUAAAUAUUGUAUAUUUAAGUUAUUGAUUUAAAAAUUUUUGCUGCUUGUAUUUCAGCCAUAUUUUGUAUACUUUUGAAAUUGAUAAAGAUGAAUAACGAUGGAUUCUCAUUGAAAUAGAA
Molecule: messenger RNA, 4417 nt
Organism: Apis cerana (Asiatic honeybee)
Lineage: Eukaryota; Metazoa; Arthropoda; Insecta; Hymenoptera; Apidae
Gene: Tps1
Product: Trehalose-6-phosphate synthase 1
Biological process (GO): trehalose biosynthetic process
Cellular component (GO): cytosol
Molecular function (GO): alpha,alpha-trehalose-phosphate synthase (UDP-forming) activity; trehalose-phosphatase activity
Source: RefSeq, a predicted model, not a curated record